Tarenaya hassleriana is the source of this 1853-nucleotide messenger RNA. Its product is annotated as inorganic phosphate transporter 1-4-like. The transcript has a single exon. Bases 106 to 1704 code for a protein of 532 amino acids. Gene Ontology annotation, cellular component: membrane. Gene Ontology annotation, molecular function: phosphate transmembrane transporter activity. The record is from RefSeq and is a predicted model, not a curated record. Gene Ontology annotation, biological process: phosphate ion transport; transmembrane transport. NCBI's taxonomy places the organism in Eukaryota, Viridiplantae, Streptophyta, Magnoliopsida, Brassicales, Cleomaceae.
AGCCAUUUGAGUGUCUGCAGACAUUUUCUCGGGAAACAGGCACACACGCAAGACACAGAGUUACGACACAGAACUCUGUCUUGUGUUUGGAGAGGACGAUAUCAAAUGGCGGGGGAUCAACUGCAAGUGCUAAACGCGCUUGAUGUCGCCAAAACGCAAUGGUACCAUUUCACAGCGAUCAUCAUCGCGGGAAUGGGAUUCUUCACCGACGCUUACGAUCUCUUCUGCAUCUCUCUCGUGACCAAGCUCCUUGGUCGGAUCUAUUACCACGUCGACGGUGCCAAGAAACCCGGAACGCUGCCGCCCAACGUAUCCGCCGCGGUUAACGGCGUCGCGUUCUGCGGAACGCUGGCGGGUCAGCUCUUCUUCGGAUGGCUCGGCGACAAGAUGGGGAGGAAGAAAGUGUAUGGGAUGACUCUGAUGCUUAUGGUCAUCUGUUCCAUCGCUUCUGGUUUGUCCUUCGGACAGGACGCCAAGUCUGUCAUGGCCACUCUCUGCUUCUUCCGCUUCUGGCUCGGAUUCGGCAUCGGUGGAGAUUACCCUUUGUCUGCAACUAUCAUGUCCGAGUACGCCAACAAGAAAACUCGCGGCGCGUUUAUCGCCGCUGUUUUCGCCAUGCAAGGGUUCGGAAUCAUGGCCGGUGGGAUUUUCGCGAUCAUCAUCGCGGCUGCAUUUGAGGCGCGUUUUCCAUCUCCGGCCUAUGAAAUCGACGCGAUUGCAUCGACUGUUCCUCAGGCGGAUUACGUUUGGAGAAUCAUUCUGAUGGUCGGAGCUUUGCCGGCGGCUAUGACGUAUUACUGGCGUUUGAAAAUGCCCGAAACCGCGCGGUACACUGCGUUAGUCGCAAAGGACGUGAAGCAAGCGACUUCGGACAUGUCAAAGGUUCUGCAAGUGGAGAUGGAAACACAACAAGUCAAGGGGGAAGAGGUUUCGCAAGAAAAGGCCAACGCUUUUGGCUUGUUCUCUGCGGAAUUCCUCCGCCGACACGGGCUUCACUUGCUCGGGACAGCAAGCACUUGGUUCUUGCUCGACAUCGCUUUCUACAGCCAGAACCUUUUCCAGAAGGACAUUUUCAGCGCGAUCGGAUGGAUUCCUCCGUCCCCGACGAUGAACGCCAUCCAAGAAGUCUUCAGAAUCGCUCGUGCGCAAACCCUGAUCGCGUUGUGCAGUACCGUCCCUGGUUACUGGUUCACUGUGGCAUUCAUCGAUAUCAUCGGAAGGUUUGCCAUCCAGCUGAUGGGUUUCUUCUUCAUGACGGUAUUCAUGUUCGCGCUGGCCAUCCCUUACAACCACUGGACUCACAAGGACAACAGGAUCGGGUUCGUGAUCAUGUACUCACUGACCUUCUUCUUCGCCAACUUUGGACCUAAUGCCACGACCUUUGUUGUACCGGCUGAGAUCUUCCCCGCGAGAUUCAGGUCAACCUGCCACGGAAUCUCGGCCGCUGCGGGUAAAUUGGGAGCCAUGGUUGGAGCAUUCGGGUUCUUGUAUUUGGCUCAGAGCCCAGACAAGACAAAGACCGAUGCUGGAUACCCUCCUGGUAUUGGCGUCAGGAACUCUCUCCUCCUGUUGGGUGUUGUCAACUUCUUGGGAAUGAUUUUCACUUUCCUCGUCCCUGAAUCCAAAGGCAAGUCUCUCGAGGAGAUGUCCCGGGAAAACGACGAGAGCGGUGGCAGCAACACUAAAACUGUUCCGGUCGUAUAAUCUCCGACCGCAUUGCAUUUUUCCGUUUCCGGUGUCUGGCGAUCCAUACAAGAUUUAGGUGAUAACGCUUAAGGUUUUCGCAAUGGUUUUUUUGUUCGCACUCCUUUGUUUUUCUGCUCUCUGGUGAAUUCUUUACUGUCUUUUUUUUU